Molecule: messenger RNA, 1479 nt
Organism: Rattus norvegicus (Norway rat)
Lineage: Eukaryota; Metazoa; Chordata; Mammalia; Rodentia; Muridae
Gene: Cfp
Product: complement factor properdin
Exons: 9
Coding region: 20-1417 (465 amino acids)
Cellular component (GO): extracellular region
Source: RefSeq, marked provisional
CAGAAACAUAGUGUUCACAAUGCCCGUUGGAAUGCAAGCCCCUCAGUGGCUCCUGCUCCUAUUGCUUAUCCUGCCAACCACAGGCUCAGACCCUGUGCUCUGCUUCACCCAGUAUGAGGAGCCCUCUGGCAGGUGCAAAGGCCUACUUGGAAGAGACAUCAGGGUGGAAGAUUGCUGUCUCAACACUGCCUAUGCCUUCCAGGAACAUGAUGGGGGCCUCUGUCAGUCAUGCAGGUCCCCACAAUGGUCAGCAUGGUCCUCAUGGGGGCCCUGCUCAGUUACAUGCUCUGAGGGGUCCCAGCUGCGACACAGGCGCUGUGUGGGUAGGGGUGGACAGUGCUCUGAGAAGGCGGCUCCUGGAACUCUUGAGUGGCAGCUACAGGCCUGUGAGGAUCAGCUAUGCUGUCCAGAGAUGGGUGGCUGGUCUGAGUGGGGACCCUGGGGGCCUUGCUCUGUCACCUGCUCCAAAGGAACCCAGACCCGUCAACGACUAUGUGAUAAUCCUGCUCCUAAGUGUGGAGGCCAUUGCCCCGGAGAGGCCCAGCAAUCACAGGCCUGUGACACUCAGAAGAUCUGCCCCACACAUGGGGCCUGGGCAUCCUGGGGCCCCUGGAGCGCCUGCUCAGGAUCAUGCCUUGGCGGAGCUCAAGAACCUAAGGAGACACGAAGCCGCUCAUGUUCUGCACCAGCACCUUCACACCAACCCCCUGGGAAGCCCUGCUCAGGAACAGCCUAUGAGCAUCGGGGCUGUAGUGGCCUACCACCUUGCCCAGUGGCUGGUGGCUGGGGACCAUGGGGCCCUUCAAGUCCCUGCCCGGUGACUUGUGGCCUGGGCCAGACCCUAGAACGACGGACAUGUGAUCACCCUGUACCCCGUCAUGGGGGCCCCUUUUGUGCUGGUGAUGCCACUCGGAAACACGUCUGUAACACAGCCAUGCCUUGCCCUGUAAAUGGAGAGUGGGAGGCCUGGGGAAAAUGGAGUCACUGCAGCCGUGUGAGAAUGAAGUCCAUCAGCUGUGAUGAAAUCCCAGGCCAGCAGUCACGUUCAAGGAGCUGUGGUGGCCGCAAAUUUGAUGGGCAGCCAUGUACUGGGAAACUCCAAGAUAUUCGACACUGCUAUGACAUCCAUAACUGUGUCUUGAAAGGUUCAUGGUCACAGUGGAGUACCUGGGGUCUGUGCACACCACCAUGUGGACCCAACCCCACCCGUGUCCGUCAGCGACUCUGCACACCUUUGCUCCCCAAGUACUCGCCUACAGUUUCCAUGGUUGAAGGUCAGGGUGAGAAGAAUGUUACCUUCUGGGGGAUCCCACGGCCACUGUGUGAGGUGCUACAGGGGCAGAAGCUGGUGGUGGAAGAGAAACGGCCAUGUCUACAUGUGCCUUCCUGCAGAGAUCCAGAAGAGAAGAAACCCUAAAAUCCCUUGCCUCCAUUCUGACCCCCUGACCUUCUAAACCUCAAUAAACCAGCCUUUCUAGA